Zychaea mexicana is the source of this 696-nucleotide messenger RNA. RefSeq lists its product as uncharacterized. The coding region runs from base 101 to 640 and encodes 179 amino acids. The record is from RefSeq and is a predicted model, not a curated record. Lineage: Eukaryota; Fungi; Mucoromycota; Mucoromycetes; Mucorales; Lichtheimiaceae. The transcript is spliced from 6 exons.
UGCCUUUUUCCCGUCCCACCUAAAUUUACGUUGUGCUACGAGAAAAGCUACUUUUUCUCGGGUGUCUUCACACGAGCGAGCGACAAGUUGCAUAUUAACAAUGACGAAGAAUCAAUCACCCACUUGGAUAAAGGCCUGGUUCCUGAUCAGCUCACUUCUAGUUCUUUGGGAUGCCGGCUAUUGUUUGUUGAGACCUCAUAGCAUGGAAGGUGGCAAGUGGAAUAUAUUGUGGCGUCCCUAUAACCUGUAUGGAAAGGUCGAUACAUUCUAUGGUAUUGAAGCUAUCCAGGAGAAUGAUGGUUUUACUGGCGCCCAAGCAACGAUGAAUUUGGUGGAAACGGCAUUGAACCUUUUGUAUCUGUGGAUGGCAUCAUCCAACAGUCAAAAACCUGGCCGCACUUCUUUGGUGGGAUUCUCUGCUGUUAUAUUGACCAUUGCCAAGACUAUACUCUACUGGCUUGUCGAGUUCUUUUCUGGAAUGCGACACACUGGACAUAACGCUGCUUUUGAUUACAUUUUUUUGUGGAUUAUUCCCAAUGGCGCAUGGAUCGUUUUCCCGAGUAUUAUCGCUUAUGUGCUUGGUGGUGAUCUUAUCAGUCGCUUGGAUAGCGCGGACAGCAAUAACAAAAAGAGUAAUUGACAUGAUAUAUGACAUGUGUAAUUGUUGUUGUAACAGCAGUGAUGAUAGUUUAUGCA